Eruca vesicaria subsp. sativa (arugula) is the source of this 1805-nucleotide messenger RNA. The record is from the annotation of a GenBank genome assembly. NCBI's taxonomy places the organism in Eukaryota, Viridiplantae, Streptophyta, Magnoliopsida, Brassicales, Brassicaceae.
CAAUCGCUAGCCUCCUGUUCCGGCGACGUUUGAUCGGAAAAAUCAGCACAGUGACUCCCAUAUAAACUCUUGCACACUUUCCUCGUUUUGCAAUGGAGAAAGGACCUCCUCCUCCUCCUCCUAGCAUCUUUGUGAAUGAUGGGUCUUUCAUGGAAAGAUUCAGACAGCUUCAACAGGAGAAAGAUAAAGUAGACAAGGAUAAAGUUGUCCAUGUUGAGGAAUCCAAAAAGCCUGUGGAGAUUAUAUCAGGGGUUUCAAAUCCCAAGCCUUCUUCUGUUAAUAAAAGUUCCAUUGGGUUUAGGACCAGUGAUGCCCAAAAGAAAAGUGGUAAGCUUGCUUUCAGCUUGAAACAAAAGUCUAAGCUUCUUCCACCUCCUGUAUUGCUUGGUGAAGAAGAGGAUGAAGGGGAUGCGGAAAAGGGUCAAGGCUUUGGAUCUUCUAAGCGUCAAAAGUUUGAGCAGGGUGACAUUCGUGUAAAGUCAACGAAACUAUCAGAUGUUGUUGCACCUCCUUCGCCCAGUGAUCCUACUGUGAAGAAUGCUGCUGAUAAACUAGCAAGCUUUGUUGCUAAGAGUGGAAGGUCAUUUGAGCAUACUGCUCGGCAAAAGAAUCCUGGGGACACACCAUUUAAAUUUCUUUUUGACGAGAGCUGUGCGGACUACAAGUACUAUCUAUUCAGGCUUUCCGAAGAGGAAAAGGCUAUUUCACAAACUAAGGAAUCUGGUGUACUUCACAGUGGUGAGGCUGGUCUACGGAAGUCCACAACAGCAAUCACUUCGCAAAAGCCAGCUCAACAACAAAGAGGCUAUCACAUCCCUGCUUCAGCUCUCUAUGAUGCUCCUGAGGAAUCCAAAUUUUACUCUAGAUCUGCUCAGGCAUCAAGUAGCGACCCCUAUGGUGCGCCUAGGGCUGCAGACCCUGUUUCAAUGAUGGAGUUUUACAUGAAGAAGGCUGCCCAAGAAGAGAAGAUGAGACGUCCUAGGCAGUCAAAUGACGAGAUGCCCCCGCCAGCUUCUCUUCAAGGCCCAUCUGCAACUCCCUCCACAGACCCUGGUCAGAGAGGUCAUCAUAUGGGUGAUUAUAUUCCACCAGAGGAGCUAAAUAAGUUCCUUGCAAAGUGUGACGAUGUGGCUGCACAAAAAGCCACAAAGGAGGCCGCUGAGAAGGCUAAGAUCCAAGCAGAUAAUGUCGGACAUAAGCUCUUAUCAAAAAUGGGCUGGAAAGAAGGUGAAGGUAUAGGAAGCUCCAGAAAGGGUAUGGCAGACCCUUUAAUGGCAGGCGAUGUAAAGACUAACAACCUCGGAGUUGGGGCUUCUGCACCAGGAGAGGUUAACCCUGAGGAUGAUAUAUACGAGCAGUACAAGAAGCGAAUGAUGCUCGGUUACAAACACAGACCCAAUCCACUGGGAAAUCCCCGGAAGGCUUAUUACUAAGAAUCUAUCAACGUGCUGCAUGAAGUCACGAGGUAUCGCUCACCCCACACAGCCCCAGAUGAUGUUUGCUUUUCUAUUAAUAAUAAUAUUUCAAGUGUUCGUAUGGAUUGGAUUGUUUUCUUCCCUCUAUAAGAAGAUUUCAGAGUGCAAACAAGGCUCUAUCAGUUGGAUAAUGUGUAUCUAUUAUUGAAAAUGACUGAGAUUUCUAUUGGAUUCACAUAUCUUUAUUAAUGACAGAACAGUGUAUUUAUUAGAGUGAAAGGUAAUUAAAAAAAAAAGAAAAUGAUAGUUCGGUUCUAGAGUCCUAGUGAAUGACAUCGCAUGGAGGGAAAUUAGCAGAGCAUCUCUGAGGAAGUUGAAGAGCCAUGGAGC